UUUUUUUUUUUGCUAUUUGGAAUGAUGAAUAAGAAGUAAAAUCCACUUUAUAAAGGACGCGAAAAACCCCGUUUCAUAAAAAAAAGAAAAAAAUUUUGAUUUUUUUUUUCAUUCUUUCCUUGUAUAAAUAAAUCAAAAUGGCUGCUGCGCCAGUAAAAAAACCCAAUGAUUCUUCGCUUCCCAGUAGCUUUAACGAUGAUAUACAAAAGCAAAAAUACAUUAAUAAAAAACAAUCCCAUGCAGGUAAUGAGGCUUGGUGGAUAAAUGGAGCUUUCGUUAUCAUCGUACAUAUAGUUUCACUUCUUUCAUUUUUAACAUAUACUGCGGAUAGAAAAACAUGGGUUAUGACCUUUGUGAUAUGUCAAUUGGCAAUGUUUGGAAUUACUGUUGGAUAUCAUCGAUUAUGGAGUCACCGAGCAUACGAAGCCGAGCUUCCCUUGCGCGUUGUUUUAGGUUUAUUAGGUACACUUGGAUUCCAAGGAUCCAUCAAGUGGUGGGUUCUUCGCCACAGAUUACAUCAUAGAUGGACGGAUACGGAACACGAUCCCUAUUCGGCAGCAAAAGGAUUUUGGUUUUCCCACAUGGGCUGGAUUUUCAAAAGACCACAUUACCCACGCUUGAAAUUAGUUGACGCUUCUGAUCUUAAUGCAGAUCCAGUAGUAAGAUUCCAGCAUAAAUAUUAUGUACUUUUAGCGUUAAGCUGUGGAUUAGGAAUUCCUACUAUGAUCGCCUCGUUAUGGGGAGAUGCCCUCGGUGGAUUCUUAUACGGUGGUAUCCUAAGUCGUACUAUUAUUUGGCACUCUACUUUUUGCAUUAAUAGUUUUGCACAUUGGGCUGGCGAACAACUUUAUUCUAAUGAAGUUUCUGCACGUGGAAACUUAUUACUUGCCAUGAUGACUCACGGUGAAGGGUAUCACAACUUUCAUCAUGAAUUCCCUAAAGAUUUCCGAAAUGGGUACCGUUUAUGUGAUUGGGAUCCCUCAAAAUGGAUUAUAUUUACUCUACAUAAAUUAACAAAUCAAGUUCCAAAUGUAUCUCGUGUUCCUGAAAAUGAAGUUCGUAAAGCAAUGGUAAAUAUGGAAAUUAUUAAAGCCCAAGAAAAAUCUAAAAAAUACGAUUGGGGAAUUGAUCCAUCCUCAUUGCCCGUCAUCACUUACGAGCAGUAUAAACAAAAACAAGAACAAGAAGGAAAAGAAUGGAUAUUAGUUGAUGAAUAUGUGUUGGAUGUUUCGUCAUUUAAGGACGAUCAUCCUGGUGGUGCAAAAAUUUUGAAGAAUUAUUAUGGUAAAGACUCCACUAAAGCAUUUCAUGGUGGUUUGAAUGAUCAUUCUAAAGCCGCCAAUACCAUGACGGCUAUGUUUAGAGUUGCCAAAAUCGAAAAGAGUCAGAAGGAAGAAUAGGACAAUAUUACCAAUUAUAUUUUUUAAACAUAUAAUAUCUUGUAACUUUAUUUUAAACUAAUAGUGUGAUAUCAUUUAAUCUAAUAAACCAAAUAAACCAAAUAUUUUUAAUAUUUCUAUAC
This is a messenger RNA of Rhizophagus irregularis DAOM 181602=DAOM 197198, 1522 nucleotides long. RefSeq lists its product as uncharacterized. Gene Ontology annotation, biological process: unsaturated fatty acid biosynthetic process. The record is from RefSeq and is a predicted model, not a curated record. Gene Ontology annotation, molecular function: stearoyl-CoA 9-desaturase activity; heme binding; iron ion binding. Gene Ontology annotation, cellular component: endoplasmic reticulum membrane. NCBI's taxonomy places the organism in Eukaryota, Fungi, Glomeromycota, Glomeromycetes, Glomerales, Glomeraceae.